AUGGCGCGCCGAAACGCUCGGAAAUCCACGCCUUGCGUGGAUGGAAUCGGAAAAGCACUCGAUGCACUCUUGACUUCUGCCUCCACUACGCCUAACCUCGGCCUCGAGCAAUACCGUGAACUCUGGCUACAAUACGAGGACCCCGCAAACCACUCGAGCUCCGAAAUCGAAGCCCACCCGAAACACGGUCGAGUUGCUACUCUGCUACAUCAGUACUUCGCUUCGACGUAUACCACCGCAGGCGUGGAGAAGACGUCGGUCAGGGCGCAGAUCAGAGCCACUCAGUCGUCCGCGAGCUGCAGGUAGUAUCAAGAGCUCGGAGGAUUGCGAUUGUAUGCCUUUUUUGGGCGUUCGGGGUGUGAGAGCAGAAAGUUCCUGGCAGAAGUAAGGGCGCUCGCGUACUUGCAGCGUGCUCCAGCGCAGCCAGAAGAAGGGCAGCCUCCGACGGCGCCCUUAUGCCUAACAUUCAAGGAAUCUAUUGCGCUUCUGAGGGAGGCGAGCGAGGAACGACGCCAUGGAAACACGAAGUCAGGCACCUCUCAGCUGCUUGAGUGGAGACCGAUCGACGGCAAGCGGGCUGCAGAGCUGGCGCACGAGAGACUCGGCAUGGUGCGGCCGCACGCAGAAUCCACAGGAAUAGAGCAGCGGAAAUCGACUAAGAAAGGCAACCAAUCCAGCCUCGGGCAUCAAGUAGCUCAUGGUCCAGAGGAAGCCUACCAGACAACGAACGCUCGAGAGAAUGGAGCCCCAGUAAUACAGAAAGAUCAAUCAGCCACUGGCCCACAGGAACACGGACACUCCAGCGCCGGUCGGGAGGAUCAAGUUCAAAGAAUGCAAGGGUAUGAAUCAGCUCAUCGCCCGAGCGAGGACUACCAGACAACGUGGCCACAAGCGAAGAGGUUUCAGCAGUCGCAACUAUCUGCCCUCAGCAACGAGGAUACACCGACCCAGGACAUCUCGACGCGUGAGAGAUCUCCGGAGGUGAAUCGCGGCAAGAACAUGGGAAUGGAAUUGUAUGACCGCGAAUCUAACGAUUGGUUUCCCGAUGUGAGUCGCACAACCGCGCGCGCUUCACGUGCUCGAGGUACUGAUUCUGCUGUAGCCGAUGUACGACACCAAUGACGAUCUGAACGAUACCAAUGACGACCUGAACGAUACCAAUGACGAUCCGAACGACAACGACUCGACAGCACUUUCAAUUCGGAACCUGCUCGGGAUGGGUUCGCCUUCCGAUUCGGAUUCGGUCCUGACUCACGCGCUCCUGCCUUGCCAGUCGGCAGCUGCGAGCGCUUCCCACCUUCCGCCUGUGACGAGAACAGCAGCCCCACCACGCAACCAUCUGCUGACUUCCAUCUGCAAUUCUCCUACUCAUCAACGCAGAAACAUCAACGCCGCCUUUCCCAAACCACCAACCCCCUUCGAUAUCUGGCCCGCGAUCGACGACACACGUCUCGACGACACAGGUCUCGACGACACACGUCUCGACAGCACUCUCUCCGACUCGACUUACCCCGGCACAGCCUGCAUUUCACUACCUGCCAUGACCCAGGCUCCGGGCACGAAGAAGCGCCGCCGCGAUGAGCACCCAUCGUCAGGGCCAUCCGGAGCUCGAGUUGACGGCGCUGUUACGCAGUGGAUGCGUGCACGUAACCAGAAGAAGAAUGAGAUGGAUGCCGCGGAGAUGAUCCAGGCUGAUCUGCAGGCCGCACACAAGUUCCUGUCCCUCCUCCUACCAACUACCAGUCUUGUCAUUCACAAGGACCCGCCCCUCCUUUGGGCUCAUCGUCGUCUGCCAGGUAAACAUCAAGCAGUCAUACUGCUACCACCACCAGCGACCACGGAAACCGCCGAUGACGACGAAGCGGAUGAAGAUGACGGUUCCCACGACUGGGCUAUCGUCUCGGUCACCAAACUUGCAGAUGGUGCGAUAAUGGAUACCCGGAUUCAUACGGCAACCACUCGCGGUUUCCGAGCUACCUGUCAGCGCGUGGAAAUGAUCCUCAGCACCGCCAUGAACAUGCGAGCCGUGGAUUGGAAGGAAAUCGAAUGGCAGCGAGUCCCCCUGCCUCUGCUGUGGGAUAACCUCCACGACGACAGUCUUACGGGCCUGAUUCAGUGCGUGGCCACCAAAGUGUUGCUGAUCGCCGCCGAUCCUGUACCUGAUCGGUUGCUCCUCUGGGCCUGGCUGGGAGCUCUUGUAGCAACAUCUGACACCCGUGCUCGGGUCUCCGAGAUCAACUCAGCCAUCGAGCUCCCAGAAACGAUCUACAGAGCGGCUGCCGACCAAACCGACGACGGCGACCUUGCCCGUGCCUUCAAAGCCACCAUGGCAGAAGCCCUCCGACUAAGCAGUGGCAGUGCGACUCUCUCGCAAUACCGGAGUGAGUUGAAUUUGAUCCUUGAGUGCGCCCCUGAGGCUUCUUCACCAGAGGAGACUUCCGAUCGCACCAAGAAGGCUCAGAAGGUGGCCAUGCAUUUACGGGGCUUGCUAGAGCUCUAUAACGAAGACAGUGAGGACUACCGGAUCUGCAAGGAGAAGUACGACGAGGCAGAGAAGCAGGCCGCCCAGGCAGCCCAGGCUGAGAGCAAGUCCGUCCAGGAGCUUUAUGUUUGGAUCGCCUUGAGCAAACAGACCGCAGAGACGGAGCGUUGGAACCUGGAAGCGGAGCAUACCGCCUACCUCAACCAGGUCGAAUCUCAGCUGGUAUCCAUGAAGGAACAAGUGCAGAACGCUCGACAGCCGUUGCGGCUCUGA
This is a messenger RNA of Lecanosticta acicola, 2755 nucleotides long. The record is from the annotation of a GenBank genome assembly. Lineage: Eukaryota; Fungi; Ascomycota; Dothideomycetes; Mycosphaerellales; Mycosphaerellaceae.